This is a messenger RNA of Drosophila kikkawai, 201 nucleotides long. RefSeq lists its product as uncharacterized. The record is from RefSeq and is a predicted model, not a curated record. Lineage: Eukaryota; Metazoa; Arthropoda; Insecta; Diptera; Drosophilidae.
AUGCGCAAUAACAAGGCAGACAACACCCAGCGGAAGAAAAAACUCGGCUUGGACAGAAAGAGACAGCGGCAGCGACGCGUCUGGAGGUUAACAAUUGAGGUUGCCAUUUUAGCAAUGAUCCUGCCGGCGGCCGUGUCUGCUUAUGCAAUUGUGCAAGAUGUGCGGCUCAUCAUCAUGCCGGCCUGCAAGUACAUGGGUUAA